AAAACUUCAAAAACAAAAAACAAACCUCAAUUGAUAUAUUGAACGGAAUUGAUAUAAACAUAACCACGUACAAGAGCAUUUAAUUGAUAUCAUUCAAAUUAUAGAUCAAUGGCAGAAGCAACAAAAAUGUAUGCAGUUGUGACAGGAGCCAACAAAGGAAUAGGAUUUGCAGUAUGCAAACAAUUGGCUUCUAAAGGGAUCACGGUUGUGCUUACUGCAAGAGAUCAAAACAGAGGUCUUGAAGCUGUUCAGAAAUUGAAACAGCUUUCUCUGCCUGGCCUUGUGAUUUUUCAUCAACUUGAUGUCACAGAUUUUGCUGGUAUAAGAUCAUUUGCAGAUUUCAUUCAGAAACAAUUUGGAAAACUAGAUAUCUUGGUAAACAACGCUGGAAUUCCUGGUGCAUAUAUGGACGGUGAGGCUAUGGCUGCUGCUAAUAUUAUGGAAAAUUAUGGCAAGAUUGAUUGGAGUAAAAUACUAACUGAGACGUAUGAACAAACAGAAGCAGGUAUUAAAACAAAUUACUAUGGAGCCAAGGAAUUAACCAAAGCACUUAUUCCCCUUCUCCAACUUUCAACCUCACCAAAUAUUGUCAAUGUUUCAUCAUCUAGUGGAAGAUUGGAGAAAAUUCCAAAUGGCUGGCCUAAGGAAGUAUUGAGUGAUGUUAAAAAUCUUACUGAGGAAAAGAUUGAUGAAGUUUUGAAUCAAUUUCUAAAGGAUUUUAAAGAGGGUUCACUAGAAAACAGAGGUUGGGCUAUUAAUUUGUCUGCAUACAUUAUUUCAAAAAUUGCUCUAAAUGCCUAUACAAGGGUUGUGGCUAAAAAGUAUCCAUUAAUAUGCAUCAAUGCUGUUUGUCCUGGUUAUGUGAAAACAGAUAUAAACUGCAAUACAGGUUAUUUAACACCUGAUGAAGGUGCUGAAUCGAUUGCGAGGUUGGCGUUGUUACCUAUUGGUAGUCCUUCUGGUCUCUUUUUCAUAAGAAAGGAAGAGACGAUGUUUUGAUCAAGGAUUAAUUGUUGCUAGAAAAACAAAAAGUGGCAGAUAUAUGUAGGUGAAUUAUGGUUUUAAAACAAUUAGUUUGUAUGGAAAAUUUUCUACUUAGAGUUGCAUUUGAGAAAAUUAAAGUUCACUUUGGCAAACUCGGUCAUUGCAAUCUCUUGUGUUUCAUUUAUUCAUAUUUUGUAAAUCAAGGAAAUAAUUUCUUCUUUAAAAUGCUCUUCUUUUUUUGUAACAUCGGCUAAAUCAGAAAAAAUAAAACAAAUUUCAUCCCUAAACAAGUGAUGCAAAAUCGCAACCCAAUCUCAAGUGUAACAACUCCUGAAUGAAAGCAGCGUACAAUAACAUAAGCAUACCCAUAAAAUUAUUGAUAAUCUUGGAAACAAGAUCAACCACACUCUUGGAAUCCGAAUAGAAUCAAAUAUGAUUGUAACAUUUGGACUU
This is a messenger RNA of Trifolium pratense (red clover), 1437 nucleotides long. Its product is annotated as (+)-neomenthol dehydrogenase-like. The record is from RefSeq and is a predicted model, not a curated record. The coding region runs from base 109 to 999 and encodes 296 amino acids. Gene Ontology annotation, molecular function: oxidoreductase activity, acting on the CH-OH group of donors, NAD or NADP as acceptor. Lineage: Eukaryota; Viridiplantae; Streptophyta; Magnoliopsida; Fabales; Fabaceae. Gene Ontology annotation, cellular component: membrane. The transcript has 5 exons.